GAAACUUUGGUCAUAGCUGGCUCCUGCAGAAUACUUACAUUUAAUAGUUCAUAACUGAGAAUUUACUGUUCCAGAGUUUGAAGAAAAUGGCUAAAGUACUUUUGGUAUUUCUAACCGUUAUCAUACACUGCACCACCACUGCAGCCCAAGGAUGCAAAACUGAGUGGUUUGACAUUGAUGACCCAUCAGGAGAUGGAGAUAGUGAAGUUAUUAACCUAAUUCGUAUUCAGUUUCCCAACGGCAUCUGCCUUCAUCCAACUGCUUGUGAGGUGGAGACAACAUCAGGGGUUCCAGCCUCACAGACUGGAGAGAAUGUUCAACUGUGUAGUAUUACUGCUGGAUUCACUUGUGUGAAUAAUGAGCAAAGUGAUCAGAGCUGCCAAGAUUACAGAAUACGAUUCACCUGCCCUGCAUCAUUUUGUGCUGCUCCUCCUACUCCAGAUACAUCCAAAAUAUGCAAAACUGAAUGGUUUAACAUUGAUGACCCAUCAGGCGAGGGAGAUUAUGAAAAUUUUCACGAUCUAUAUCUUAAAUUUCCCAAACGCCUCUGCCUUUAUCCAAGCGCUUGUGAGGUGGAGACAACAUCAGGGGUUCCAGCCUCACAGACUGAAGACGUUGUUGAACCGUGUAAUGUGGCUCGUGGAUUCUUCUGUAAGAACACCGAUCAAAGUGAUCAGAGCUGUGAAGAUUACAGAAUACGAUUCACCUGCCCUAAAUCAUUUUGUAAUGCUUUUACAAUGACUACUGGUACCACAUCUACAACAACUACAGGUGCAAGUUCCACUACAGUUUCCAGUACUACUUCCAGUACAACUCCGGGUACUAGUUCUACUACAGCUCCCAGUACUGCUUCUACUACAACUCCAGGUUCUAGUUCUACUGCAGCUCCCAGUACUGCUUCUACUACCACUCCAGGUUCUAGUUCUACUGCAGCUCCCAGUGAGUACAUCCCUCAAAUCCUAAAUAUUGCAAAUUUUAACUGUGGUUCAAAAGCUCCAUCAAACAAUAUCUUGUCUAGUUUGAAGAGUUUUCUUGACUCUAAUAGCCUUGAAAGAGAGAGUACUGCUUCUACUACAGCUCCAGGUUCUAGUUCUACUGCAGCACCCAGUACUGCUCCUACCACAACUCCAGGUUCUAGUUCUACUGCAGCUCCCAGUACUGCUCCUACUACAACUACAAGUUCUAGUUCUACUGCAGCUCCCAGUACUGCUCCUACUACAACUACAAGUUCUAGUUCUACUGCAGCUCCCAGUACUGCUCCUACUACAACUACAAGUUCUAGUUCUACUGCAGCUCCCAGUACUGCUCCUACUACAACUACAAGUUCUAGUUCUACUGCAGCUCCCAGUACUGCUCCUACUACAACUACAAGUUCUAGUUCUACUGCAGCUCCCAGUACUGCUCCUACUACAACUACAAGUUCUAGUUCUACUGCAGUUCCCAGUGAGUACAUCCUUCAAAUCCUAAAUGUUGCAAAUUUUAACUGCUCCAUAAGACAACAUCAAGAGUUCUUUGACUUGAAUAACCUUGAAAGAGAGAGUACUGCUACUACUACAACUCCAGGUUCUAGUUCUACUGCAGCUCCCAGUUCUAGUUCUACUGCAGUUCCCAGUGAGUACAUCCUUCAAAUCCUAAAUAUUGCAAAUUUUAAUUGCUCCAUCGGACAACAUCAAGAGUUUUUUGACUUGAAUAACCUUGAAAGAGAGAGUACUGCUCCUACUACAACUGCAGGUGCAAAUUCUACUACAGCUUCCUCCAAUGCAUGCAAAACUGAGUGGUUUGACCGUGAUAACUACUCAGGACAGGGAAUAUGUGAAGAUCUCACCAGUCUACAAAAAGCUUUUCCAUACCGCAUCUGUAAUCACCCAAUAACCUGUGAGGUGGAAACAGCAUCAGGGUUUCCAUCCUCACAGACUGGAGAGGACAUUUGUAGGUGCGACAUUGCUACUGGAUUCUAUUGUGUGUAUACAGAGAAAAGUGAUGGGAAGUGUAAAGAUUACAGAGUACGAUUUACCUGCACUGAAUCUAUCUAAUGGCAAAGCGGUGGAUGCUGGCGGCAGUGGUUUCGAUGUAAUUUGCGGUGGGCAGUCCUACAACACGUUCCUGCAAGAGACGUAUGAAUAUGAAAACAGGACUCACAUGUCGGACUGCUGGAUUUGUUUGCGAACACUGAACCACACCGCAGAAGGAAUGCCAUUAAUAAUGAUCCUUUUUAGGAAAAAGACUUGGGGAAAUUAUCCAGCUUAUCGGGGUUCUGAUUUGGGAAAAGCCGGGAGGGAGUGUCUAAACCAACCUACUUCACCCCACAGUAUGGCUGCGGUUUUAAAGAACGAGCCUUAAUAGACCCCAGUGGAGUGAGAGUUUUAAGGGCUGGUACUUCCCUAUGUAUAUUUUAUUUAAUUCCAAGGUUCCGACUGUAAAGGUAAUUCCUGACCCAAUAGUGAAGGGAAAGGAAUGUUGGUGCAGACAUUAUGAUGAGCACAGGUUAAAGCAAACAGUGGGAUACAGCGAGUGCAAACAGGAAAGGUACCCUGUGAUGGCCAUAUCUAUACCGAGGGGUCCUAUAAAGGUGUGUACUCCUUGGACGCUGAAUGGCACUUAGUGGAUAUGCAUCACUCGGACCUAGCUGUGGCUUCCACUGGGGUGGUACGGUUGCUGCUAUCUAGGAUAUGUGGUGCCUUUGAUACAUCACCUCAGUCAUCUGGAUGAACACCCUGCUUAUGUGGGUCAGUGUAAUAAGUGGGCUAUUAUGGAGGCAAAACCAUUUUAGAUGAUAGCCUUUCCCAUGUAUGGUACCACUAAGCUGUCUCAGGAAAUUAUACACAUGAUCUCUGCAAUAGAAAUGUUGGCUGUCGAAACAGAUACUGAGGAAACUUUAACUGAGGUAUCUGCCAAGGGGGUAGCUAUUCAAGUGGUUGACGUGCAAAAUCAGAUGGCCUUAGAUUACCUACUUGCAGAGAAAGGUGGUACUUGCGCUGUUAUUAGUCAAGAUUGCUGCACUUACAUUCCCGAUGAGUCGGGGAACAUUACUCAGCUGGCUGAUCACUCUAAACAAUUGGUGAACAAAAUUAUGAAAGCAAGGUACCAGUUCCAUAACUAUUUCACUCUGGGGGGAUGUUAGUGGCCUUAUGGGGCUCCGGAAGGUUGGUGGACUACUAUAAUAUACUAGAAGGUAACUAUUGGGCUUGUAAUACUGGGUAUUAUACUUCUGUCUUGUAUCUGUAGUUUAUUAGCCUGAGGGGCAGAUUGUCACAGUGUCACAACUUUCGAGGGAUGAUUUUCCUGUUGGGUCAUGGCUUAUUUUAGUUGAAAACCACUUUCAUUGUGCUGAUUGGUUCAUUUAAAGUCUGCAGUGCUCUUUUCCCAUUGGUUGGCUGAUGCACCACGACACCCAUUCCCAUUCCGGGCACCCAGGGGGAGGAAUAUAAAAGGUAGCACAUGUGGAGGGGUCACCCUCUUUCUUUCCUUCCAUCCACAGGGCCCACUUCAUGCUGAGAGUCAUGACCAGCACUGAAGAAGCUCUGAGAGAGAGCAUUGCAGACGUAGAUGGGCGAUUGUUGAGUAUCUGUUCAUAGCAUGCUUACUUCUUGGGUUUUAUAAAUUGGGGAGUUUUAGCCGAGUAUCCAUUCAUUUAAAGGGUAACAUUGUACAGUGUAGUGGUUUUGGGUAGCUUAGGAAUUGCUGCUGCAGUUCUACACUGCAGUCAUUGAGUCUGUCCUGUGCACCUCCAUCACUGUGUGGUUUGGAGCCGCCACCAAGCAGGAUAGAACCAGACUACAGCGCACAGUGAGGACUGCCGAGCGCAUCAUUGGAGACUCCCUGCCCUCUGUUGUGGACCUGUACUCUUCCAGGUUGAAGAAGAGGGCGGGGAACAUCAUAAAGGACUCCUCCCAUCCUGCACACGGACUGUUUGAACUGCUUCCGCCUGGUAGGCGCUUCAGAUCCCUCCAGACUAAGACUAAUAGGCACUGGAGAAGUUUUUUCCCUACUGCGGGGCACUCCCUACUGCGGUCACUUUGCUGAACAGUUAUCUGCUGGUUAACUGUCAGCUAACUAUUACUUGGAUUGCACUACCUGUAUGUAUCCUCUAUAUUUUCAUUUAUAUUUAACAUUAUUAUCGUUAUGAGCAGAGAGACAACAUCUGCCGGAAGUAAAUUCCUUGUAUGUGCACAGAUACUUGGCGAUUAAAGUCUGAUUCUGACUAUUUAUUUAGUUAAAUGCUUGUUUAGUUGGACACCCUAUUUAGUGUUUCACUGUUCAUUUUUAAAUAAAUACCUAA
Messenger RNA from Hypanus sabinus (Atlantic stingray), 4279 nucleotides. Its product is annotated as mucin-2-like. The transcript is spliced from 41 exons. The record is from RefSeq and is a predicted model, not a curated record. Bases 87 to 2033 code for a protein of 648 amino acids. Lineage: Eukaryota; Metazoa; Chordata; Chondrichthyes; Myliobatiformes; Dasyatidae.